CAGGCCGGUGGCGCAUGACAUUGCAGAAGCAAUGGCGCAUUCUUGGCUCUAGUGGCGUCUGCAGCUGCCCGGUGCCUUCUCCUGCAAGCUGGUGGGAGGAGUGGAGUUUCUGCCCGGGGCUGGCACACCUGGAGCAGGAACCCAGGGGCACCCGGACGCCUGGCACAGCCCCGGGGCAGCCGCCUGCCGGACCAUGGGUUUCCUUUACGCGCUGCUGCUGCUCGUCCUGGCUGCUUUCCUGGGCGCCGCGAUCCUGGUGGUGGUGGGGAGCAUUCAUUUCGACGCGACCAACUCCGAGAUCCCCCCGGGGGUUGAGCAGGCGGCCAAGCUGCGAGUCCUUCACGCUCUCUUGAUCGGCACGGCGGUCGUGGGAAAGAUUUUGGAGAAUCUACAUAUCUGCAGUCAAAUCCAGUUUGUCCGGUUCUGGAGAAACGGACGGAAGCAAGGAAAGGACGCCCAGCUUUUCAUCAAGGAUACGAAGUUUAAACACGUCCCUGUCCGGAUUUACCAGCCCAAAGCUCCCUCUGCUGGUGGAAGAAAAGGCAUCAUUUUCUUUCAUGGGGGCGGAUGGAUGUUUGGAAGCAUCAGAGCCUAUGACAAGAUGUGCCGUUAUGUCGCCAAAGAAAGUGAAUCGGUGGUCGUGUCCGUGGAGUAUCGCCUAGCUCCGGAACACAAGUAUCCGUCUCAGCUGAAUGACUGCCUCGCUGCCGCAACCCACUUCCUUCAGACCGCCGACGACUUCGGUGUGGACAGCUCCCGGGUCAUCGUUGCGGGCGACAGUGCCGGGGGCAGCCUCGCUGCUGCGGUGUGCCAAACCUUAGUGGGCAGACACGGCAUCACGAAGGUGUGUGCUCAGAUCCUAAUUUAUCCCGGUCUCCAAGCCUUCGACUUCAACUUGCCUUCGUAUCAGCAAAACCGGGCCGUGCCCAUUUUGUACCGGGAAAAGGCUGCUUUCUACUUUUUGCAGUACUUGAACGGAGACGCUUCCCUACUAGAAGAGGUCUUGCAAGGGUCACACGUCCCCGUGGACCAAAAGUUGCGGUACAGGAAGUGGUUAAGCGCGGACAACAUCCCUAAAGAAUUCAAGGUCAGAGGUUACAAGCCUCCAGUGCCCAUGUCGUGUGACGAGGAAGUAUACGAAGAGCUUAAGAACGUGUGUACGCCAGAAAUUUCACCGCUGAUUGCGGAAGACGCUGUGGUUCGACAUCUCCCUCGGACGUGUAUUGUCACCUGUGAAUAUGAUGUUUUGAGGGAUGAUGGAUUGCUCUACAAGAAACGGUUAGAGGACAAUGGCGUCCCCGUGACUUGGUAUCAUGUUAUUAACGGAUUCCAUGGGAUUAUAAGCUUCUUCGACAAUGGCUGGCUGACUUUUCCAUCGGGGAAACAAGGGUUGGAUAACAUUGUCCGAUUUAUUCAAAGCUUGUAGAAAGGAUCUCUCCAAACUACAAGACUUGUGGCAUUUCAUCGACCUGUUUCAGGAGGGUGGCCAUGUUGGUUUGCAGAAGGGGUCUCCAACCCUUCAGCUCUUCAUAGACUAAGAUUCCCAUUAGUUCUGCCAAUUGGCCAUGCUGGCAGGGGCUGAUGGGAAUUGUAGUCUAUGAACAUCUAGUGGGCCAUAGGUUGGAGACUCCAGUCUGUAGUAUAAGAGCUCGAUUUAAGUUCAGUAGUACCUUAGAAACCAUCAAGAUUGGGCGGGAGGGGCGGGGGGUAUAAGCUUUCAAGAGCUGAAGCUCUUUUAGUCACAUCUGACAUAGGGAGCUUUGACUCCUGAAAAAUAAACACCCCAAAUCUUGUUUGUCUCUGUGAAACUAGCUCUUCAUCAAUCUGGGAUCUCAAUCAGUGGGAGAAAAGCAGGGUACAUAUUUGCCAAGUAAAUAUUGGGGAUAAAGGAAUAUCUAAGGUGCUUAUAGCUUGGUGUAGUGAUUGAGAGCAGGUGGAACCUAAUCUGGAGAACCGGGUUUGAUUCCCCACUCCUCCACCUGAGUGGCACACUCUUAUCUGCUGAACUGGAUUUGUUUCUCCGUUCCUUCACAUAAAGCCAUCAGGGUGACCUUAGGGCAGUCACAGCUCUCUCAGAACUCUCCCAGCCCCAUCUACUUCCCAAGGUGACUGUUGUGGGGAGAGGAAGGGGAAAGAGUUUGUAAGCUUCCUUUAGUCUCUUUACAGUAAAGAAAGGGGAGUAUAAACCCAAACUCUUCCUCUUCUUCUUGUCAUGACAACAGAGUUUCUCGGGAUGGUUUUGAUAAAUUAGUGGGUAUCCUUGACCAAUUCAUCACACAUAUGAUGAACUAUGGACCAUUUUACAGACAUUGUUAUUUAUGAUGAUGAUGUGACUAAUCUUUUUAUCCCACUUCUGUUCUUGAAAUCAGCUCACAAAAAAACCCAACUCCCAUAAAAUAUUUCUGCUGCCAUUGAAUGUUCAGAAAAAUCUACAGUUGUCCAUCGACGGGUAUUUAUGUGUUUCUUCCUUCUGUCUCAGUGGCUGAUGGUGCCGGCCUUCAGCAAGGCUUCACGGGCAGCUUCCGAGAGAGUUUUCUGCUUGUUUAAGUGAACUUUCUACUAAUGAAUGAGGCAAAGUCAGGGCGAAUGUCAACAGCCCGACGGGUGGGAAGUGUGGUGUUUUUCAUGACUCCAUCCCUUGAUCCAGGACAUUUAUACAGACUGCUUUGGGUCCAGCACAUUCUAAUUCAAGAAGUGAAUGAGGGAUUAAAGGAACAUCCUAGAAGGAAGGUUGUUCCGCUGUUGCUGUAACCGGAAGAACUCCGCUAUUAAACUCCGCAUCUCUGAA
Sphaerodactylus townsendi is the source of this 2788-nucleotide messenger RNA. RefSeq names its product arylacetamide deacetylase-like 4. Gene Ontology annotation, molecular function: carboxylic ester hydrolase activity. The transcript is spliced from 4 exons. Gene Ontology annotation, cellular component: membrane. NCBI's taxonomy places the organism in Eukaryota, Metazoa, Chordata, Lepidosauria, Squamata, Sphaerodactylidae. The record is from RefSeq and is a predicted model, not a curated record. Bases 194 to 1426 code for a protein of 410 amino acids.